Molecule: messenger RNA, 2907 nt
Organism: Kwoniella botswanensis
Lineage: Eukaryota; Fungi; Basidiomycota; Tremellomycetes; Tremellales; Cryptococcaceae
Exons: 21
Coding region: 1-2907 (968 amino acids)
Biological process (GO): DNA-templated transcription; regulation of DNA-templated transcription
Molecular function (GO): zinc ion binding; DNA binding; DNA-binding transcription factor activity, RNA polymerase II-specific
Source: RefSeq, a predicted model, not a curated record
AUGGCUACUAUUAGUCAUACUUCACCAUAUUACCAGAGACCUUCUCCCUAUAUCAGGACAUCGUCUCAAACACCUUUGACACCGUCUGCUCUGUCAUACACCUCAUACACGACACCUUCACCUCAAAUCCCGAAUUUCCCUACUGCAUCGACAUCGAACACACCAAUGAAGAGACCGUUGCCUCCGGAUGCACCGGGUCAUUACCCUCCUCCUCCAGAGAGGAAAUUCAGUACCGACUCCUCUCAUCAUCAGGACUCUACCGGAGGACAGAAAAAGAAAAGAAUAAGCCUGAGUUGUGCUCAAUGUGCAAAACGUAAACAGAAGUGUAAUCGAGAAUUUCCAUGUAAUCAUUGUGUUGCUCGGAAAGUACCUGAACUUUGUGUACCCUACAAUCCUCAAGCCAAUAAUAACAAUAGUUCCGGACCAGAUCCUCAUACGGCGCAAAGGCUUGAUAGCAUCGAAGCCGUACUAUCGGUAGUUGUAAGACAUACAGGUGGUAUCGCUCAAUACGAUGCGAUUCGAGAUUGGAUCUCAUCAUCUACAUUUCAAAAGCAUCUAGCUUCAGCUCCCUCGACACCAUCCUCUCCUCAUCAUUUCCUCUCCCAUAGUGGGUCCGCUGGACCAUCUGGCUCGAGACCCACCCCCAACGGCUUUGAAGGAAAUCAGGCGGAAUUGGAAAGAGGCGCAAGUUCUGAUGAAGAUGGUUUGGCCAAAGUCGGGAAAGGAUGGUUGGGAGAAUUGGAAGGCGGACUUCCCGAGACUAUGAACAUCAAUGAUAAAGUGAAGAUGAAGCUUGACAUCCACGGCACACCCGCUGAGAAUCUUCAAAGACUGAUAACCGAUUGUGGAGUCAGUCCUCAUAAGGUGGCGGAACUAGUACAAGAGCUACCACCGAAGCAUUUCGCGGAUCGAAUCGUCGAUUGGUUUUUCGAUAAAUUGAAUUUUGUCCGAUAUCCAAUUGACGAGCGAUCGUUCCGAGCGUCAUACGAGGAUCUGUACAAUAGGUCGACGGCGGUCGAUCCAUCGAACGUACGAGCUUUACCUCUUGUGUUUAUCGUCUUGGCUCUUGCGGUUAGGCAAGCACCUGACGAAUGGGCAGGCGAUGAGGAAACCAGAAAGUUGUCCAGUCUAAGGAUGUACUGGAGUUCGAGACGGAGUAUUCUUAUUGCUACUGCAGUUCAAUCGGAAAGUGUGGAAUUGGUCAUCACUCGACUACUUAGUGCAAUGUACCUGGUCUUGAUACAUGAUCGACGACUUACUGAAUGUUGGUCACAGCUUGGGGCUUCGCUCAGAACAGCACAAGCGAUCGGUCUUCAUCGUGAUGGAACGAAACUCGGUCUAGAUCCUUUCCAAACGGAAUAUCGCAGACGCUUGUGGAGUUAUUUGUAUCAUGCCGACAAGCUUUACAGUCUUGUGCUCGGUCGUCCACCCAGUAUCUCAGAUAGCUAUACCGAUACACAACCACCUUCAAACAUUGAUCUGACAGAGUACAACCCCGCACUUGGUCUUCCACCACCACGACCUUUCAACGAGCCGACUCCGGCACUCUUCCUUAUCCUGCGUAAGCGUUUAGCAGGAAUCAUAGGCAAAGUCGUCCACCACUUCCAGAAACUUAAUGAGCCUGCUCAAUACUCCGAUGUAGAGAGACUGCAGCAGGAUUUAGAUGCCUUCGUUGAUCAGCUACCACCCCAUUUCCGGAUGCAUGAUCCUGAUAAGUCCCUUGAUCAAGUGCACUUUUGGCUACCUGUGCACAGGCUUAUGUUAUUAACGGAGGUUCUAGUAACCACCAUAAUCUUGCAUCGACCCUGGCUUCUACGAAAACUGUCGAGCGAUCGCUACGCCGCUUCUCGAACGGCUUGUUUCGAAGCUGCCAAGCUGGAUUUCCACAUCAGACAGGAGUUCCAACGAGAUGUACCAGACUUCCGAUUCCAUGCGAUAACAGGACAAUUCAAGAUGUUCAAUAGCGCUAUGAUCGCAGGUAUAAGUGCAAUAAUUGAUCCUAGAGGAGCAGAUGCUGAUCAGAUGAGACGCAUACUCACUACUUUCCUCGAGCAGAAUCCAUGGCACGAGGUGGCAAGUAAGGACGCUACCACGCGCAAGGAGGUCCAAAUUAUUCAAACACUUUCUCGACGAGCAGCUCAGAUAUUCGAAGAUUCUUUCGGCCCAGGAGAGCUCAACACUCACGACAAAGAUUCUGUGGCACUCUUAUUAGCUCUCAGACAAAGCAACGAUUCCUCAACUCAUGCUAACGCCUAUCCUCGAGGCGUACAACCGAGAGAGGACGCUCCAACUCCCGGUGGACCUGGCAAUAAUCAGUUUAGUAGACCUAUGGCGCCACCUCGAACCUGGGGUAACAUUGCUGGUGGAGGGGUACAAUUCGCACCUGUCCAUCAUGGUGGUAUCACCCAGAGUCCUGCUUCUACUGGUAGUCAUGAGGAUGAUCAUUCACAGAAAUUGCUCGAUCACUGGAUCAAUGCCAAUACAUCCAUGGCAGUAGGCUCGAUCAAUGGUGCUGUACCGGCAAUCGACCCCAUAGGCGGUAUGGGCUAUCUCCCUAUUCCUUCGAUGUCAACCCCUACCGCCGCACCAGGAGGACUGAACAACAUGUCUCUUGGUCCUGGACCAGGUCUGGCGCCCACACCGGGAUCUAUGCCAGGUUAUAACAAUCAAUUUGUCGAAGAUACCCCUUCCUCCACCGUAGGAUUCAUCGGACCUCCAGGUGAAUUUGGAUAUCCCAAUCAAUUUGGCUUGAUGGGUGGUGUAGGUGAUGUCGUGAUGGGCAACGCACCUCUACCGGGUGGCAUACCGAUAGAGCCCGGAGCGGAGAAUAGUGAUGAAUAUUGGAAUACCCUCAUUGAUGGGAUUUUGGGAACAACAUCGAACGUGCAACCAAAUAGUGCGCCGUGA